Molecule: messenger RNA, 1380 nt
Organism: Seriola dumerili (greater amberjack)
Lineage: Eukaryota; Metazoa; Chordata; Actinopteri; Carangiformes; Carangidae
Gene: znf414
Product: zinc finger protein 414
Exons: 5
Coding region: 45-1010 (321 amino acids)
Source: RefSeq, a predicted model, not a curated record
UCUCCCUCGUCGUCAAUGCACAACAGAACCACUGAUCCCCAGUGAUGGCUUCGGGAAGCACAGUGCUGCAGACACCUGAGAGUGGAAACGAAGGAAACAAGAGGAUAUUGUGUCCGUUACACGGCUGUAAGCGGGUCUUCUCUGACACCAGCGCCCUGGAGAGCCACAUAAAGGACCAUGAGAUCCCGGCUCAGUCUCUCCCCGGGAAGACGUUGCUGUGCUCCACGACUGGCUGCAGUGGCUCCUUCCCCAACAUGCAGAAACUGAUGGAACACAUGAGGCAUCAUCACAAACCCAACAUAUACUUCUUGUGUGAGAGUUGUCGCACAAAGUUGCGGUCCUACCGUGGCCUCCUGACUCACCUGCACACCUGCUCCAAAGUGCCACGGGGCAAAACAAAGACAACUGAACCGACGCCCCCACAGCCUGCUGCUGUGACCAACCAGAACACGACCUCCAUGCCCAUGGACCAGACCCCCCCGCAGCUGGACUCAGUGUCGAAACCCCAGCAACUGCCCUCUCAAAUCCCAAACAAAGAUGGUUCCUUCCCUGCUGCUGUUCCUCAGCCAGACUCAGCUGUCCCCCCUCUCCUCGCCACCCCCUUCCUUUCUCACCAAGAGACCUCCCCUACCCUUCUCACAGAAGGAGUUCCUCAGCCUCUGCUCAGAAACGGAACCUCUAAUCUGCCUCCGUCUCUAAACCUGGAUGUCCCAUCAGCAGCUCCUGACCCCUCUGAUGCCCAGGGUCAGACCCAGACACAGACUAGGUCUCCUGAGCCUGUCCAGCCUGCUCCGGUAUCAGCUCCUCAGUCUCCUCUUGGGUCCUCAGCAGUCUGGAAGAAGAAUCAAGGUAUGGCCUGCAACAGACGCAUCCUUUGGGAGCACACUAAAGGGCGCUACACAUGUGUGCAGUGUGGACACACAGUAACCAACCGCAAGGAAAUGACUCAACACAUCAACAGUCAACACAGCGGUAACAAACCUGCAGAGGACACAGGAAGAAACACAUAGAGUGGAGGCAGGUUUAACCAAACACUGACUGAUGGUUUAUUAUAACACAUCACUCUGAGUGAAGAGUCUGAAGCACUGAGUUACACACACAUCUGUUAGUGUUCUUAACAUGUCUUUUUCCAAUUAACACUUAGUUUCUGCAUAUUGCUGCUAGACACUUUUCAUGGUACCACUUUACAAUCAGACUACCCUUAUAAAGGAUUAAAAUGGUAGUAAGUCAUUAGUAAGAUUAAUGAGUAGUAAGCAUUAAGUUGAUCUUGCCAAAUAGUGAGUCUGCAUCAAUGUAUGAAAACGUUAUAACCUGUCUAUAAUUGUUUAUUCAUGAUUUAUAACGUGUUAACAUCUGAAUUAAUAAACUGAUUACAAACCA